AUGGCCGCCGCGAACCAAGUUUUUAUUGCCGUCAUCGGCGCUGGCGGCGUUGGCAAGUGCUUCUUGUCGCAGCUUCAGACGCUCGCGACCCGACGACCCUCGCCCAAGCUCACUCUCUGCUACAUCUCGACCAGCAAAAAGGCACUGUUCCACGACGACUAUGCCGAGAUCGGCAUCGACACCGCCCUCGACUCGCUCGCCGCCUCGACCAAGACGCCGCCCGAGCUGUCCCAGGUCAUCGAGUACCUCGCCGCCGCGCCCGCCAAGACGGUCCUGGUCGACAACACCAGCUCCCAGGACGUCGCCGACAAGUACCCGCUCGCCCUGUCCCGCGGCGUGAGCAUCGUCACCCCAAACAAGAAGGCCUUUUCCGGCUCCUACCAGCUGUGGAAGGACAUCUUCAUCGCCGCCACCGCCUCCGGCGCCAAGGUCUACCACGAGUCCUCCGUCGGCGCCGGCUUGCCCGUCAUCUCCACCCUCAAGGACCUCGUCGACACCGGCGACAAGGUCACCAAGAUUGAGGGCGUUUUCAGCGGUACCAUGUCCUUCCUCUUCAACUCCUUCGCCCCCACCGACGGCCAGGGUGGCAAGUGGUCCGAUGAGGUCAACAAGGCCAAGGCCCUCGGCUACACUGAGCCCGACCCCCGCGACGACCUCAACGGCCUCGACGUCGCCCGCAAGCUCACCAUCCUCGCCCGUCUCGCCGGCCUCCCCGUCGAGUCGCCCACCGCCUUCCCCGUCCAGAGCCUCAUCCCCAAGGAGCUCGAGGCGUGCGCCAGCGGCGAUGAGUUCCUCGAGAAGCUCCCCGCCUUUGAUGCCCAGAUGGAGGAGACCAAGGCCGCCGCCGAAAAGGCCGGCAAGGUCGUCCGCUUCGUCGGCAGCAUCGACGUGGCCGCCAACGCCGUCAAGGUCGGCCUGCAGGAGUUUGACCGCUCGCACCCCAUCGCCGCCCUCAAGGGAAGCGACAACAUCAUCAGCUUCUACACGGAGCGUUACGGCAGCAACCCGCUCAUCAUCCAGGGUGCCGGUGCUGGCGGUGACGUGACUGCCAUGGGUGUGACGGCUGAUCUCAUCAAGGUGGUUUCGCAGUUUUCAUAA
This is a messenger RNA of Cordyceps fumosorosea ARSEF 2679, 1098 nucleotides long. RefSeq names its product homoserine dehydrogenase. Gene Ontology annotation, molecular function: aspartate kinase activity; NADP binding; homoserine dehydrogenase activity. The transcript is spliced from 2 exons. NCBI's taxonomy places the organism in Eukaryota, Fungi, Ascomycota, Sordariomycetes, Hypocreales, Cordycipitaceae. Gene Ontology annotation, biological process: aspartate family amino acid biosynthetic process; L-homoserine biosynthetic process. The coding region runs from base 1 to 1098 and encodes 365 amino acids. The record is from RefSeq and is a predicted model, not a curated record.